AGUCCCGGUUUGGCAAGCUGCCCAUGGACAGAGUCCCCGACAGGUAGCUAUACCGAGUUUAUAAAAGCUCUCACAAACUCGACUCCGUGCCCGUUUGUGCUAUAAUCUUUUCAGUGACAACUUACAGUGGUGCUCUUAAAUGGGGGCCUAAAACAAAUCGUGUAGUUUUAAACCUUUUUACAACCCUCAAAGAACUGAUUUUCGUCAAGUGAUAAACUACUGGGACCAUUUUUGUGAUAAAAAUCGAAAGUGACAGUCGGGCACUAUGGAUGAUGGAUGGAUCAAAACAGUGGACGAGGUACUAAGGUACUUUGACACUGACCUAGAACGAGGACUUUCCAUUGAUCAAGUCAAAAAGAAUCAAGCAAAAUAUGGACCUAAUGAACUUCCUGCGGAAGAAGGAAAGUCCAUAUGGCAAUUAGUUUUAGAACAGUUUGAUGAUCUACUAGUCAAAAUUUUAUUAUUAGCCGCUAUAAUUUCAUUCGUAUUAGCUUUAUUUGAAGACCACGAUGGCGCUUUUACAGCAUUCGUAGAACCUUUUGUAAUUCUUUUAAUUCUUAUCGCUAACGCAGUCGUAGGUGUAUGGCAGGAAAGAAAUGCCGAAUCAGCAAUUGAAGCCCUUAAAGAAUAUGAACCCGAAAUGGGUAAAGUCGUCAGGACGGACAAAGCUGGUAUCCAGAAAAUCAGAGCGAAAGAAAUCGUUCCUGGUGACGUAGUAGAAGUUUCAGUAGGUGACAAAAUUCCAGCUGAUAUUCGUUUAAUCAAAAUCUACUCGACCACUCUCCGUAUCGAUCAGUCCAUCUUGACCGGUGAGUCCGUUUCUGUGAUCAAGCACACCGACGCCAUCCCCGACCCCAGAGCCGUCAAUCAAGAUAAGAAAAAUAUCCUCUUCUCCGGUACCAACGUCGCUGCCGGUAAGGCUCGCGGUGUAGUUAUUGGAACCGGUCUUAACACGGCCAUUGGUAAAAUCAGAACCGAAAUGUCAGAAACGGAAGAAAUUAAGACCCCGCUCCAACAAAAACUCGACGAAUUCGGCGAACAAUUAUCUAAAGUAAUUUCAGUUAUCUGCGUUGCUGUAUGGGCAAUCAACAUUGGUCACUUCAACGACCCCGCCCACGGUGGAUCAUGGAUCAAAGGUGCCGUCUACUAUUUCAAAAUUGCCGUAGCAUUGGCCGUAGCUGCCAUCCCCGAAGGUCUACCAGCCGUAAUCACCACUUGUCUCGCUUUGGGUACUCGUCGUAUGGCCAAAAAGAACGCUAUCGUAAGGUCGCUACCUUCAGUAGAAACUCUUGGUUGUACUUCCGUUAUCUGUUCUGACAAAACCGGUACUUUGACCACCAACCAAAUGUCCGUAUCACGUAUGUUCAUCUUUGAUAAGGUUGAAGGCAACGACAGCAGUUUCCACGAGUUUGAAAUCACCGGAUCAACCUACGAACCCAUUGGAGAAGUCUUCCUUAAAGGACAAAAAGUUAAAAGCCACGAAUUCGAUUGUCUUCAGGAACUUGGUACCAUUUGUGUAAUGUGCAAUGAUUCCGCCAUUGAUUUCAAUGAAUUCAAACAAGCUUUCGAAAAAGUUGGUGAAGCUACCGAAACUGCUCUAAUCGUAUUGGCUGAAAAAAUGAAUCCCUUCAACAUUAGCAAAACCGGUGAUCGCCGUCAAGUCGCAAUCUGCGUUAGACAAGAAAUCGAAACCAAAUGGAAGAAAGAGUUCACCUUGGAAUUCUCUCGUGACAGGAAAUCUAUGUCUUCCUAUUGUAUACCUACCAAGCCAUCCCGUAUCGGUACAGGACCAAAACUUUUCGUUAAAGGAGCGGCAGAAGGUGUAUUGGAUAGGUGCACACACGCUCGUGUUGGAGCACAGAAAGUACCUCUUACCAGCGCUUUAAAGAAAAAGAUUACAGAUCUUACUGCUCAAUAUGGUUGCGGACGUGAUACUCUACGUUGUUUAGCUCUUGCCACCGCUGACAACCCAAUGAAACCCGAAGAAAUGGACCUUGGAGACUCAAAUAAAUUCUAUACUUAUGAAGUCAACCUUACAUUCGUCGGUGUCGUUGGUAUGUUAGAUCCCCCACGUAAAGAAGUCUUUGAUUCCAUCGUUCAAUGUCGUGCUGCUGGUAUCCGUGUCAUUGUCAUCACUGGUGACAACAAGGCCACGGCCGAAGCUAUCUGCAGACGUAUUGGUAUCUUCACUGAAGAGGAAGAUACAACUGGAAAAUCUUACUCUGGUCGCGAAUUCGAUGAUUUGCCUACUUCCGAACAAAAAGCUGCUUGCGCCAGAGCUAGGUUAUUCUCAAGAGUCGAACCUUCUCACAAGUCAAAGAUCGUUGAGUACUUGCAAUCUAUGAAUGAAAUCUCUGCUAUGACCGGUGAUGGUGUCAAUGACGCUCCUGCUUUGAAGAAGGCUGAAAUCGGUAUUGCUAUGGGUUCUGGAACUGCUGUAGCCAAAUCAGCAUCCGAGAUGGUGUUGGCUGACGACAACUUCUCCUCAAUCGUCGCUGCUGUUGAAGAAGGUCGUGCUAUUUACAACAACAUGAAACAAUUCAUCCGUUACCUCAUUUCUUCCAAUAUCGGUGAAGUUGUUUCCAUCUUCCUAACAGCCGCUCUUGGUCUUCCUGAAGCCUUGAUUCCAGUACAACUCUUGUGGGUCAACUUGGUAACUGACGGUCUCCCAGCUACCGCUCUUGGUUUCAAUCCCCCCGAUUUGGACAUCAUGCAGAAACCACCACGUAAAGCCGAUGAAGGCUUGAUCUCUGGAUGGUUGUUCUUUAGGUAUAUGGCUAUUGGUGGAUACGUAGGAGCUGCUACCGUCGGUGCUGCCGCCUGGUGGUUCAUGUACAGCCCAGAAGGACCACAACUGAACUAUUACCAACUGACACAUCACUUGCAAUGCAUCGGUGGUGGUCCCGAAUUCAAGGGAGUCGACUGUAAGGUAUUUGCUGAUCCUCAUCCUAUGACCAUGGCUUUGUCCGUCUUGGUAACAAUCGAAAUGUUGAAUGCCAUGAACAGUUUAUCUGAAAAUCAGUCCCUCAUCGCUAUGCCUCCAUGGUCCAAUUGGUGGUUGAUUGGUUCAAUGGCUCUUUCGUUCACCCUCCAUUUCGUUAUUUUAUAUAUUGAUGUUCUUUCUGUUGUAUUCCAAGUGUGUCCGUUGACAGUUGAAGAAUGGAUGACGGUGAUGAAAUUCUCAAUUCCAGUAGUAUUACUCGACGAGACUCUGAAGUUCGUCGCUAGAAAAUUCGCAGACGUUGGUGAUGUCGUUAUUGACAGAUGGUAACUUCAGAAAAAUAGCAUCAUGCUUUCUAAACAUUAUUAAAUUACCUUUUAGAAUAAUUUUUAAGACUCCGAUAGCUUAUUAUUUAUACUGUUAUUCUACCGGACAGCUUUUUUUCCGGCUGCCUGUCCCUAAUUUUUAGCUACUAGAGUCGCAGAUUUUAUUUUUUUAAGACUUCUAUCCAAAAGGCUUUACAAUAAUCUGGUUUUUAGUUUGUUCAUCCAUCCGGAGACCUGUGAUUUGGUUUUGAAGGCGCGAUUUUUUAAAUAUAAAGAGGUCAAUGUAUGAAGCACAGGUGCUCAGUCCGUUCAAAAAACAAAAUUGGCUCAAAAGUAGAAAUCUGUGAUUGAUAAGAGCAUCACUGUGAUAGAAAUGUUGAAAUAAUGGUUUAAAAAUAGUAAACCUUCGAGUAACGCCGCAAGCGCCGUCUGACGGUAGUUUCGGAGAUGUCAAAAUCGGCCCGACUAGCACCUGUCUGUCAUACAUAGACUUAAACCGUUCUCUUUUUGAUUUAUUUGACAGUUAAAGUGACAAUUAUUGUGAGUCGCUUUAAUUGUAAAAUGAGAAUUAUAGUUCAAAUGAGGGCGUGUUAUAAAAUGAAAUGUACAUAUAACUAAGAUUAAAUUAAAAAAAAAUUGUUAUUGUUUUUCCCGAAGUGGUAAAACGUUGAAAUAAUAGAACCUUUCGAGACCAGUUCACUUACCGCGAGGAAAAAAGAAAACCGAGAGGAGGAAUUAGCCACCUCAAACCACUUGUCUGAUUGUUUGCGCCACGUUAUUUUUCGUUUAGAUUAGUUCAUUCUUUAGCCACGGGUGUUGCUAAGUGGUUCUCAUUUGUUUAAUCUCACUUUAAUUAUUAAUUUUUACUAUUUUGAUAUAAAUAAUUGGGAUGCCUUCGGGCAAGCGAGUCUUGCCUUUUGUGAAUGACGUUUUUGACAAGACGCAAGCCUUGUAUCAAAUGUGCCGUGGUCGGGGCGAGACUCGUUUUCCAUGGGGCUACCUUCACACGGGUUGAGCUGGUCUUGAUUGCAUGUGUAAAGUUUUGUAAAACAAGAUUAUUUGUGUAAAUAAAGUGACAGUUUUCUGGCUGUCUUUAAGUUUAU
Messenger RNA from Psylliodes chrysocephalus, 4370 nucleotides. The record is from the annotation of a GenBank genome assembly. NCBI's taxonomy places the organism in Eukaryota, Metazoa, Arthropoda, Insecta, Coleoptera, Chrysomelidae.